AGAGUACAAUUAAUUAUCGUAGUGGCUAGUCGAUUUUGUCUUUGGCUCAAGAAAGGUGCUUUAUAUAUAUUGUUCUCUUAAAUGAAAGUGAAUCGUGGAAAUCUCUUAUUUUUGUGACAAUAUUUGUACAGCCGAUUGGAAAUGUACUGAGUCGUACACAACUGUGUCAAUCACCGUAUCGAUAGGAAUUGCAAUCGUUGGAUUUUCGUAGAUGAUCAACGAAUAAAAAGCAGUUCUCAGUGAGAAAACAUUCAAACAUUAGCUGAACCUCUUACUGCAAUGGGUGUUCCACUACGUCCACUGUCAGCGGCGCUGAAGAAGAAAGCCGAAGCGGAACUUAACGAACGGCCAGAACUUAUUCAAGAAGAUUUGGCAAAACUCAAGCAAUGGAUUGCCAAAAGCCCUCACAUCCGAUCGCGAACGGAAGAUCAAUUUCUGAUCACCUUCCUGAGAGGCUGCAAGUACAGCUUGGAACGUGCCAAGGAAAAGCUGGACAUGUUUUACACCGUUAGGACCAUGUCUCCGGAGCUGAUAAAAAGUCGAGAUCCGGAGGAUCCGAGAAUUCGUGCCAUCGUACGACUUGGAGUUGGUGUAGCCCUGCCACAAACCGAAACACCAGACUCGCCCAGAAUUAUGUUGAUAAGGCCUGCCAUCUACGAUCCUUCCAAAUACACAAUCCAGGAUGUUAUAAAGGUUAGCACCAUGGCCAACGACAUAAUGAUGAUGGAGGAUGACAAUUUCGUGGUUGCCGGACAGAUCGGCAUCCUCGACCUGGCCAACGUUACGAUGGCACAUUUCCUGCAAUUCACACCGAACUUUGUGAAGAAAAUGACCAUGCUAAGCCAGGAAGCAUCUCCACUACGCCAGAAAGGAUUCCACUAUGUGAACGUACCGAAUGGUUUCGAAGCCGUGUUUAAUGUGUUCCGAAGUUUUAUGAACGAAAAAAGCAAAUCACGACUUUACGUGCACAGUAAUCUUGAAUCAUUGUACAAAUAUGUACCCAGAAAAUUACUCCCAACAGAAUAUGGUGGAGACGCUGGCUCCAUCGAGGAUAUCAUCAACGAGGGUGAAAAGAAGCUGUUGUCCUACCGGAACUUUUUCCUUGAAGAGGAAAACUACGGUACUGACGAAUCGAAACGACCCGGACGUCCAAAAAAUGCUGAGAAUCUGUUUGGUGUCGAAGGCUCGUUCAGGAAACUUGAAGUGGAUUGACGAAUUUGAACUGUGGUAUUCUUGUUAAUAAUUACAUUUAAGACAGUUUAGGCACGAUUUAGAUUUUAUUAUUUAAGAAAACUUAAAAAGUAA
Messenger RNA from Uranotaenia lowii, 1305 nucleotides. Its product is annotated as retinol-binding protein pinta-like. Gene Ontology annotation, cellular component: membrane. NCBI's taxonomy places the organism in Eukaryota, Metazoa, Arthropoda, Insecta, Diptera, Culicidae. The transcript has 3 exons. The record is from RefSeq and is a predicted model, not a curated record. The coding region runs from base 280 to 1212 and encodes 310 amino acids. Gene Ontology annotation, molecular function: phosphatidylinositol bisphosphate binding.